UGAGUGCAGUGCCUUCGCUCCAUGUCUUGCUUCCCUCGUUUGCCCCUCUCUAAUUUCGGCUUUGUGUCCCAAUAGCCAGCGCAGUUAUUUCCCCUCCCUUCCUUGCGAAUAUUUAUUCUGUUGUUUCUCUACUCUAUCAUUUCGAGCCGCUCCCUCCUUCCCUCUUCAUAUCCUUUGAAGCUGCCCCCGAUGUCGCAGUUAGUGAACUUGUGAGCAAAGACAUGAUGACUCAAACCUCGAUAUUCGAGCUGCUCGCCUUCUGGCAUCCACAUCCUCGUCCGUCCCUUCCUCGCACUGAUGAUCUCUAUUGGUGGGUCGCGUUCUGAGGUUACUACCGCAUUGCUGUCACCAUUGGGCUUUGCAUGUCCAAUACAGCCCGUUGUCAUCCUCCUCCAGUCUAGCAGCACAACAGACACCCGCUUGGCGAGUGCAGACUCACCCAGGCUGACAUCCGUUCCCGACCGAGUAAAGCAUAUAUUCCAAACGUGGUGGCGAAGGACACUGCGCUUUUACGGCCGGUCAGAAUCCAUGAGAUCCAGGAAAGGGAAGGAGAAACAGGAGGGCUGGGCAAAGCGGGGAUGCAGCUUCCAUGCAGCGACAAGCAUCAUCAUUCCACUUGCAAAACCUUCAGUUGGGUUAUGGGUCGGGGGUUUCGGCUUUUGUUGUAGCUAUGUCAUUGUUUGCUUUCUUCGAUACUGUUUCAUGGGAGGCUUUUACGAAAUAGGAGGCGGCUUUCAAGGAAAUCAUACGAGACAGUGGAAACGGAAGGAGAAAAGGCUUAAUUUGACAACAGCAAUCAGAGGAAAAAUACAGGUAGAUAGAAGCACGCGAAUGGCUGCAGAACAGGAAUGCACGACAGGGUUUCGACAAAAUGUUGUUGGUCGCAUCUCCCCCCCCCUACACACACUUCCUCCUUGGAGAAAGGAGUCGGAUGGCUCUCACUCAGCCAAGCUGUAGCUGCGUCACGAGCAUCGAAGGGAGAAAGGGCUUCGCGGGAGAUCAUAAACGAAAGGGAGGUGUGACAGAAGAUCGGAUUGCGGGUGGAC
Molecule: messenger RNA, 1046 nt
Organism: Polychytrium aggregatum
Lineage: Eukaryota; Fungi; Chytridiomycota; Chytridiomycetes; Polychytriales
Exons: 1
Coding region: 298-957 (219 amino acids)
Source: RefSeq, a predicted model, not a curated record